AUGCCGGUAGACACACUCGAGCCUUCGCAGUCCCAGCUACACCCUGCCUCCCCACUGCCUGCUCCUUCUCCUUACACUGGUCCGACCAGAGGUCUUGCUGAACGUCAUGAGCCUGCAUCUCGUCCUGCGUCGCCUGUUCGUGCUGCUCGCACUAGUCUUCGUGGUUCGCGUCAGCGUCCUACUUCUGUCCCUGGCACGCACCAGAUUGCUCUGCGUCCUUCCACUGCUCUGCAGCGUGUCCCUCUGCCGUCUCCUCCUGCGCCCUCUCUUCCUGUCGGCCCAGACCAAGAGUCUGACUCCCUUCGUGCUGCUAGUCCUACUGUCACGCAUCUCCUAGCCACUGUUGUCACUGACCCUUCCUUUGAGUCUACUACUGCGUGUGCUCUUGUUGCUAAGCUUGUCGACGUUGCUGCUCGUUGUCGUCUAGACUACGCUGCUAGUCUUGUUCCUGAGUCUGAGUUUGUCUGUCCUCCGUUCGUCAGGGGUGAGUGUGCCCUUAGUACGGACGUCCUUGAGGACAGGCAGGAGGAGUUCCAGUGUUUUGCUGCUGCUUUGCCUCAUCUUGUGUCCAUGCUGCUUGCCCCUGAGGAAGACCCGGAUGCACCAGACAUUCCGACUCCGUGCUCUUACGCAGAGGCGGUUGAGGGUCCCUAUUCCUCUGAGUGGCAGACAACCAUGGACGCAGAGAUGGCUUCGUGGAAGUCCACAGGCACCUACGUUGACGAGGUUCCCCCACCUGGGGCGACCAUUGUCGAUGGCAUGUGGAUUUUCAGGGUGAAGCUGCCGCCGGGUUCUCCACCUGUCUUCAAGGCGCGUUACGUGGCUCGAGGCUUCAGUCAGGACCAGGGAGUUGACUACUUUCAGACCUUCUCUCCCACCCCAAAGAUAACCACUCUUCGGGUACUACUGCACGUCGCUGCUCAGCGUGACUACGAGCUUCACUCUCUUGAGUUCAGCACAGCCUUCCUACAGGGCAGCCUGCACGAGGAGAUCUUGCUGCGCCGCCCACCUGGCUUCACUAGGUCGUACCCUCCAGGUAUCCAGUGGAGCCUCCGACAACCAGUCUAA
Molecule: messenger RNA, 1068 nt
Organism: Closterium sp. NIES-65
Lineage: Eukaryota; Viridiplantae; Streptophyta; Zygnematophyceae; Desmidiales; Closteriaceae
Source: the annotation of a GenBank genome assembly